Drosophila busckii is the source of this 1470-nucleotide messenger RNA. Its product is annotated as serine protease inhibitor 77Ba. Lineage: Eukaryota; Metazoa; Arthropoda; Insecta; Diptera; Drosophilidae. Bases 42 to 1379 code for a protein of 445 amino acids. Gene Ontology annotation, molecular function: serine-type endopeptidase inhibitor activity. The transcript has 6 exons. The record is from RefSeq and is a predicted model, not a curated record.
AGUUCAACGAUUAUUCUUCGACCUUCAAAAAAAAUCCCGCAAUGAUCUUAAAAGACGGCUUGUUAUACAGCGUGCUUGCAACUCUGCUUCUUGCUGUUAUCAUUACUGCACAGCAAAACGGGCCACUAUUAUCUGUGGGGCAUUCCCUCCAGGCGCUUACACCGAAGACGGCCUUUCAGGCUCACAAUAGUCCUGACAAUGCGUUACGAUCAAAUUUCCGGGUUGAGACACUGCGAAAAAUUGCAGUAGGAGCUCAGCAAUUUGGACUCGAUCUUUUGAUGCGAAUCUCUGAGGAAGUAGCAAAGGCUAAUAGAGACUUUAUGAUAUCACCAUUUUCGGUAUGGUCGCUGCUGUUGCUAUUAUACGAGGGCUCUGCCGGCCAAACAUAUGAGCAACUUCGACAAGCGCUGCGCAUUAAUGUCCCGGAUGAGGAUCUACGUGCUGUCUAUCGCAUUUGGAGCACAUAUCUAAAUGUGAGCACCUCGACAAUUGAAGUGGCCUCACUUCAGGCAUUAUAUGUGGACAUAACAUCGCAUGUGAAGAGCAGUUAUCGUGAGGUGGCCAAGUCUUACAAUGUGCAGCCCAUGGAGGUUGACUUUUACAAGAAGGAGACGGUAGUGGAGAUUAAUGAGGCUACUAAUCGCAGCACACGCGGCCUAAUUCCUUACACAGUGCUACCCCAGGAUAUCUACGGUUCCAAAAUGUUUAUGCUCACGUCGCUAUUCUUCAAAGGCCAGUGGAAGUUUCCGUUUAAUGAAACCGCCACGCGUUUGGAGCCUUUCUAUGAUGAAAAUGGAGCCGUGAUUACGCAAAUACCUAUGAUGGCACAAGAAGGUAACUUUGCUUAUGCUACAAAUAUAGAGGGAUUGGAUGGUUAUUUAUUGGAACUGCCCUAUGGUACACAGGAUCGUUUGUCCAUGAUUGUCGUACUUCCAAAGCGUGGCUUUAAGCUUAACGAUAUUGCCAACAACUUGAAGGAGUUGGGACUAACACCCAUUAUCGAACGUCUCAACAAGUUCAAGCGAGAAGCUCCGGAGGACAACGAAGUUGAAGUAAUCAUGCCAAAGUUUACCACAACUACGGACUUCAACUUAGUCAAAUUGCUUAACAACAUGGGCAUUCGAGACCUAUUCGAUCAAAGUCGCUCCGAUCUAAGCCGUUUGGCCGAUGGACUCUUUGCCAAACUCUGCAUACACUCAACCAAAAUCAUUGUAGAUGAGUUGGGCACAACUGCAGCAGCUGUUACAGCAGCCUCACUGAGCAACAAGUCAACGCCACCAAAGUUUCAGUUAAACAGACCUUUUCAAUAUAUGAUUAUUGAUAAGUCUACGCAUCUCUUGUUGUUUGCCGGUCAAGUACGUAACCCAAAGGCGACUUAGGUCUAGUUUAUUACACAAAAGUGUCUUAAAAUUACAAAUAAAGCUGCUCCGGUUCACUUCUUAGCGCGCCCUGCAGUCUUUUUACCGCCAA